Messenger RNA from Megachile rotundata (alfalfa leafcutting bee), 8933 nucleotides. It is a transcript of the gene Oatp74D, whose product is annotated as Organic anion transporting polypeptide 74D. Lineage: Eukaryota; Metazoa; Arthropoda; Insecta; Hymenoptera; Megachilidae. Gene Ontology annotation, biological process: transmembrane transport; sodium-independent organic anion transport. Gene Ontology annotation, cellular component: basolateral plasma membrane. Gene Ontology annotation, molecular function: protein binding. The record is from RefSeq and is a predicted model, not a curated record.
ACAGAACUCAUUCGUUUUAUUCAUUUUGAAGUGACCGCGACGCGGCAUGACCUCAAGGUAAACAAGAAAAGAUGUAUCUGUUAUCGUGAAGUGCAUUACGCGCGUGUCACUUGUAAUUUAAUCGGUCAACUCAUCUCGUCGACACUAGUGUUUUGUAACACGAGCUCGACAGGGCUACGUUUACUCGUCGGGAUACUCGAUAUUGGAUGCUGGAUAGAAACACCCGUACGACGACACACGCAACACGCACGCGUGCGCACACGUACGUACUCGCACACGGGCUGGCGUUCGCGGCUAGCCGGCAGGACAUUCGAUUUCAGUCGAAAGCGAAAACCCGCUUAGCCCGUUUAGUCGCGUUGUCGCGGCGCGCCGUUUUAUAGCGCGACAUUCUUAUGGGUGCUCCGCAUUUAUUUCCCGGCUUCAGCCCGUCAUACUUCGUCCAGUCGGAGCAUUCGAAGGUACCACGGUUACUGGUCAAAUGUCGUUCGAUUGCUGUGGUAGCGGCGAAGUCGCCGGCGAGACGUUCGCGGACGUCCUUGAGAACGUGUCUGGUAUACUGCGCGUAGUCUACGACAGUUUUCCUCGCGAUGUUGAUCAUUUAGUGUUUGGGUGCUAUUGGUUGUUCCUCGUCGUUGCUGUUCUCCUAUUAACCGUUGUAUUUACGGUAGGCCGCGUUCACGUCACGCCGCCUACGGCCACCAGACUCGAAGAGUAGCGCGAUCUUUCGGAGCACGCAGGAGGCUAUUUUUGUUUUGCCGCAUAAUCGCCGAUGGAAAUAAGUGGCGGUGUUUGAACGAUUUGAUUAAUACCCCGCAAUUGGUGUGUAUACGUUGCACGUUCACGUGAAUUGUUUUGGUCGUGCCAUAAUGUCUAAGCGCGAGACCUCACCGAAUCGAGCGAGCACCAGGGGAAACCGUAUGUCGGUGCUUGUCUAGCGAACUAACGAGACGAACAUCGACGUAUAUUUCUCCCUUCUCGUUUGCGCUCGUUUGGCUCAGUGGGAAUUCACCCUAAGGGUGCGUUUGGACUAAGCGAGCGAAUGCUUGUCUUCUUUCACCUUGACGAAAUUCAUAAACGAGCAUUUUCUUGCUCAGCGAUUGUUUGGCAGAUGGACGUAAAUGAAUGUUACUUUUCAUCGCAGACAACUUUUUAUCUAAUGUUAACACACGAUUGCUAUCAGUCCAUCAUUGAAUAGUUGCUGAGAAAUUGUUCUUUCUCCAUGUCAUACAUAUUGAAUUCUACGACUUUAAAUGCGUUUACGGUACAAUCACCUGUAUGAACAUUCAGCAGUUUGUGACCCGAUAAUUCGCUUCGUAUCAAACGAGCACGAACGAAUGCUCUUACUCCAAGUUUUUGCUCGUUUAGACUAAACGCACCCUAACGCGAUAUAAACAGUUUGAAAGCAAGAAUGGCGUCGGUCUGAUCGGUCGGGAAUUUCGCGUCACGGUGCGUGUCCGAAUAUUAUCGGGUUUGUCGGAAUCGCGGUUCGUCGUCUCCGGUUGAUCGAAGAUCGUACUUUAUUCGAUUACCGCGCAAAGUAUGCCACUGUACACCGGGUAACUAUGGUGUGCCGUCUGUUAACGUUGCUGACACGAACGUUGUCCGCCGAGAAAAGAAACAACGGCGGCGUCGCGUGGAAGAGGAAUGAAUGAACGGGAACAGGAGGAUCGAGGCGCGGCGGGAGGGGAUGCAACGACCGUCGUGUUGUGACGGCCUGCUGCCUGCUUGCCGAUUUGUAUCGAGGUGGUGUGCCCCUUCCUCGUCGGAGACGAGCUAUGCGGUUGACCGUUCGAAUGCAAACCGUUUGAGCGGUCGCGAAGAUCCUCUCACGAGGAAGAAUCCCGGGUAGAUGGUGAAAAAGGGUAUACGAAUAGGAUCCGAAGAAGAGCGAGGCAAAAUAGAGAAGGAACGUGCAACGUUGAAGGAUAUAAUGGCAGGAGAGGACACGCAGAUCCUGGCGAACGGAAACGUCGAAGCAUUAACGAUAAUCCCACCGAAAAUGGCGAAUGGGAAUGGCUUGAUCUGCGGUAAACAACACAACAACAACGGGUCGAUACCGAACGGGAAGUUGCACGAAAUCGCUGGGACGGAGAACGGAAAGUUGAUCAUGUCUGACGAGAAGUCGAGUAGCCUUCACACGGAGUUCGAUGACGCGGAUGUGUCCUGCGGAUGGGGACCGUGUCGACCCCACUGGCUCCAGUAUUUCGCCACGAAGCAGGCGUUCUUGGUCACCUUCUGCAUCACCUGGGUCCUUCAGGGCAUGUACUUCACGUACUUCGUGUCGGUGAUCACGACGAUCGAGAAGCUGUUCCAGAUUCAGUCGAAAACCACCGGUAUCAUAAUGUCGGCGACGGAGAUCGGUCAGAUCGGUUCCUCUCUCCUGCUUACGUACUACGGAGGCCAAGGUCACCGGCCUAAGUGGAUCGCUUGGGGCAUGAUCCUGUUCGCGGUGAGCUCGUUCACCUGCUCGAUGCCCCAUUUCAUCUUCGGCGAACAGCUGAUCCAUCAGAACGAGAUGUUUUUAAGCGGUGUCGGGCCGAGCGACAAGGCUGGCGAUCCGAACAACACCGACCCGAUACCUGCGUAUCUUUGCAGGCUGCAGGAUCGAUUGGAGAACAGCACGCUCGACAGCUUGAACUCGUCCACCGCCCCGUCACACGUGAACACCACGAACGAUUGCGAGGGUGACACUCUCACGAAACAGAGGAUACAAAGCAAAAUAACCACGGUGGUUCUGGCUAUAUUCUUCGUUUCCUUGCUGGGGGUCGGAAUGGGGCAAACGGCGGUCUACACCCUUGGGAUUCCUUACAUCGAUGACAAUGUGGCCAGCAGAGAAAGCCCUCUGUAUUUUGCGAUCACCAUCGGUGUCAGGAUACUGGGGCCAGCGUUAGGGUUCAUUCUGGGGUCAGUGUGUACCAUGAUUUACGCGGAUCUGUCGGUAAAUCCGCAGAUCACGCCGACGGAUCUGAGAUGGGUCGGAGCCUGGUGGCUUGGUUUGGUGCUAAUAUCUGCGAUGCUGAUGUUGGUGAGCAUAGGAAUGUUCGCGUUCCCGACUCGGCUGCCUGCUAGCAGAACGCCACCGAAACGAGCGGACGCGAAAAAGCCUAGUCUCCGAGACUUCCCUAAAGCGGUGAAGAGGCUGUUGAAGAACGACAUUCUUAUGUUCCGGACGGCCAGCAGCGUGCUGCACAUCCUACCGAUCGCCGGCCUCUACACUUUCCUGCCAAAGUACCUUGAGAGCCAAUUUCGCUUGCCAGCUCAUCAUGCGAACAUGAUCUCAGGUGUCGGAGGUAUUUUAGUAAUGGGACUGGGUAUUAUAAUUAGCGGAGUGUUUAUCUUGAGGGCGAAGCCUAACGCCAGGUUCGUCGCAGCCUGGAUCGCCUUCACAGCGGUUGUUUACGCGAUCGGCAUGGGUGUGCUCAUGUUCAUCGGUUGUCCUAUGGACGAUUUUGCUGGUCUCGUUUCGCAUUCCGAUGGACUAUCCAGCUUCGAACCGACCUGCGAUGCCAGUUGCGAUUGCGUCCGCAAUAAGUUCAGUCCAAUCUGCGGUGCCGAUGGUAAAACUUACUUUUCUGCGUGUCACGCAGGCUGCUCGAAUUAUACCAUCGUUGAUGGCAAGGUUGCAUCGUUUUACAACUGCCAGUGUAUCGGGCCGAACGUAACGACACCGGAAACGCUGAGCACCGCGACGAUCGGUUACUGCGCGCUCGAGUGCAGUAACUUUUGGGUUUAUAUGGUCCUGUUCUCCGUGUUCGUUUUCAUCCAUUCUACGAGCGAGGUGGGCUCCAUGCUGCUGAUUCUACGGUGCGUGGAUCCACGGGACAAGGCUAUGGCUUUGGGUCUCAUACAGUUCGCCAUCGGCCUGUUUGGUAAUGUCCCGUGUCCUAUCGUUUAUGGUGCUGUGGUGGACUCAGCCUGUCUCGUAUGGGAAUACGCUUGCGGCGAGCGAGGUGCUUGCUGGCUUUACGACUCCAAUGUCUUUAGAAUGUUCUAUCACGGCACAACGGGUGGAAUCCUGGUGCUGGCGUUCGUGGUGGACAUAGUAGUGUGGUAUAAAGCGGGCAGCAUCAACUUCGUGGAGGAGCAGGAGGCGGAAGAGGGCACCGUGGAGGAGAUGGCCACGCUGAAGUCCCAGGACGCGCAGGCAGUGGACAACGACUAUUUGUGAAAGGAAGUCUCGGUCGACUUCGAUGGGUAUCGCAUGAACCAGGCCUGAAUGUUAGCGUCGGUGAUCCGGGACGAAGCGUGACGUUCCUAACUGUUCCGAACUCGUUGCCAGUCGCAAGGCAGAAGAUCGGCGUGUUACGUUUCGAGCCGUUUUAGAACCCGGUUAAAUCACUAGACGAAGAUACAGUAGGCAUCGAGGACCGUCGACAUCCCAGAACGAACGGCACAGGUGUCGCCUUUCAGAACUCGACAGAGUCCAGGACGAUAAACGAAGCAGUGCUGGGUCACGGAAAUGCCCGUAGUUUCCGAAGAGACUAGGGUUUGGAACGCGUGCAUCGGAAGGGGAUGAACGAUGUUCUUCGAGCUUUCACUCAGGAAGAUUUCCAAGAGAUGAUCAACGACGUUCUGUACGAGUUCAGACUGAUCGGACAGAGUAAACACAUGAUUUUCGAAGAUCAGUAUACUAAAAAUGGCAAGAAUUUUUACGAGUCGUUCCAUUCCAUCGAUCAUCGCGAAUUUGUCUUUGCUCGAAGAGUGUAAGAAGCUAUCGCUCGAAAUUAGCGUCUGUUUCGAAGAGGUUAAGCAAAUUUCCGAAAUUUUGCUAGAACAUUAAGCGAGCGAGAUUUGCUUUCUCUUACACGAUCUGGGGAAGGAAUUUCGGGAAGGAUGCACCGUUCCCUCGGCGUUCGAGGUUCUCGGAUCUCGGGUGAGCUUCUCUUAGGCACUACCGUCCGUGUUUCACUCUGCAAAUACACCUAGACGUAGGCAAACAGUACGUACAAGCGAGGUAUGCAUGUGUAUAUCGAUAACAUCUCGUUGUUUGAAUGGGGAAACGUAAACGAAGCGAGAAUCAGAGAACGAAUGAGAAAUUACGAAGAUACAUAGGACAUAUUUUUAGACGAUUUGACGAUGAAACCGGGGAGUGAGAGAACAAGAGGUGUAACGUUAAUUAUUAAAUAUUAAACCAUUACGAUACAGUUAGGACAACGGAAAGACGAAGGAUUAAAAACGAUGAAACGCGAGUUAGAAGAGUUGUAUUUUAAUACGAUACACUUUACACGCUCGAGAGACACUCUACCGUCUUGUGCUUUUAGUGCUUUCUGCGUUCAUCGUUUUCGAAUAGCUGAUGACUCGUUAACUCUUUGGAGAUAAAGCUGUAUUCUGAUUUCGUGAAUGUUGCUCAAAGAUAUUCUGAAAGAAAACAUUUCCUUCCGAAUAAAAUUUUCAUUCUACUCAUCUGCAAAGGGUUAAAUAGCGUCUGGAUGUAGAGCGAUAGGUUUGAAGAGGAAACGCGUAUUAUUAGUCGCUGUAAAGUUAAAAUUAUUCGAUUCAGGGGCAUUGCUAAUGUGUAAUCGAACGGUGACGAGCUACUAAGCAACGGGUACGUUUAGAACCUUCAUGCUAAGCCAAAGAAGCAAAAUUACAAAAGUAAGAUCAAAGAUCUAGCAACGUAUCUAGGUUCAGGCUGUAUUCUUUUGAUUGAAAUUCGGUAUUCUUUCUCACGUUGCUCAACUCUCGUCACCGUACAUUUGGGUAUAUUUCAAAAAGUAUUUGGCUGAGUCAAAAUUGCUCCCCGCCAAUUUGAAGAGGAAUCUCUAUAUUCGAGUGUCUGAGCAUAUCGUUCAGUGCAGCAGCCGCAGAAAUAUGUAGCGCGAAAAGUUCUAAGGUGACUGUCAAUUGGAAGAAUCUUCCCGUAUCUGCAAUAAGUGCAAAAGUACUUCGAAAGCUUGAGGUUAAAUGGGAAACGUUACAUUUCUGCGGCUGUUGCACAUCGUUCGAGAGAAAGAUUAUGUUUCAACUCUAUGUUCGAAACACAGCUGUCCGGUUUUAUCGAUCUCGUCGAAGACAAUUUAAAGCGAGGAAACGGGAAAUAUAUUUUUGGAGAGUUUUAUGUUUGAACAUGGUUAUAUAUUUCUCCGUCGAUCCCAGAAACCGGAGAGCUGGUCCUAAAAAUCGAGCGCGAUUUCCGAUGCGAGAGAUCGAAAAAACGACGACGCAUUUUAUAUUUACUUGAAAGUUACCAUUAAUGCGGUGAUUUUAAAAGAGAUCCUCGAAUGACCCGAUUUAAUCCAUCCGUCUUUUAUUUCCAUUCACGUUCUUUCGAGAUUUUUUUUCUAAAUUGAAAUCCAUACAUCUCGAACACAUCACUCGAAUAUCUUCUGGACUUGAAUCUUGACCCUUUCAUGAUUUUAAAUCGUGCGAUUUUGAAAAUGAAAGGGCAUCGAAAGGGUUGAGCAGUUUGCGUAAAUCAUUGGUGCAGAGAAUCGCAUAGUGAAGCGAAUGCGGCCUUCCGUGCUCCCGUUGAUCUCCACCGAGAAUUGUAUUUUUGUAUUCGAAGCGUAAUCUAUAUUUUAAAUCGAUCACACAGGUCGUGUAGCACAGCACGUUGGAGCCGAUUCACCCUCUGACACUAUCGAUCUCUCCAGUUUCCCCCAUGUUGGCUUAUUCGAGGGUAGUUAUUCUCGAGAUCAAAUUAUGUCCGAUGAAAUCAGUUUCGAGAUAGUGGAAAGUUUUUUAAUUUAUUGCGAGGGUUGCCCCUAUUUUGACCACGAGCAAACAUGUUCGAAUCCUGUUUUAUUUCGAAGGUGUAGACGGUAACGUUUGCCUUUCCGCUCGAUAUUCUGUAUAUUACGUGUACGAUAGAGCUGUAAAUAUAGGAGAGUACAAUAAUUGCCAAAAUAAUCAUGGCGUGGAGCGAACAGAGUCUCAAUGUCUAUUCCGAGUGUUGCGCCGGUCAAUGUUUCGGACGAACGAUCCUCGACGAUUUUUAACUAUUUUCUGUCAGUUAAAAAAUUUAUGAAAUCUGUGUUCGAACGAAUUAUGUUUACGUCUCGAGUCGUUUUCCGAAACGAAUUGAUCGCAUUAGGUGAGAAUUAUCGCGACUCGAUAUUUAAGAACACUGCCCUCUCACUCUUACUGCCAAACGACAACCGAAUAACUGCCAGACUUUACCAUUUCUUUUGACCAUCGCUUUUGCACUGUACGCUCAAAAUUGAAGACUCGCUUGCAUUUAAAACGAAGAACGGAUCGAUUAUCCGACAAUCCGGGUUUUUUAUACUAAACGCAUACAUUCGUUCAGCAUUUAAUCGUCGCGUUGAUUCUCAUGAUCGAACGAGUCGCGAUCACUGGCGGAACACAGAAUACCAUAACAAUUAUAUUUUAGUAAAGAAAAGAAUUUAUCGGUAACGUACUAGUAGGAUAAUCAACCGCGUCAGCGGCCACCGCGGUUUUACCUAAUUAUAACGGCGUAGUCCUUUAAGAGAACCAUAAUUGCUAGUCUUUAAUCAACGACGUGCGCGCGUGUACAUGCACGUCACAGCGGAAUAUACAUAUUAUAUAUAUUGGAUGUUUUAUGAACUUUGCUGUUGAAACAACUUUAACGUUUUCCCGAAAACAAUUUCUCGAUUGGAAGUUUCUUCUUUUUAAGGUUUUAAAUUUGCGGUGCUGGUCACCCUCCUAUCUGCACACCAAGAAGAAAUAUUUAUUUCUACAAACCUAAAAUGCAUGAACAGUAUCAAAAUGUUAAAGUUGUUUCAUCGUUACAACUACACACCUGCAUGCGUGUGUGUAUCAGGUGUAAGAAACGAGUCGAUGUAAACGAACUGGGUCAGGGGGGGAAGCGAAGGAAUAAGAAGGAUAUAAUGCCAUUUUUAUGUAUACAUAUAUCGUACUAAUGAUUAUUAUAAAUUUCUGUUUCAUUAAUAUUAUUCGUACUACGACUAUUAUGGUUUAUUCUCGUUUUAUCGACUAUUGCUAUUACUUGAUAUAUAACGUUGUAAUAUGCGCUUUGAUUUUUAUACAUAAUAUAUAUAUAUACUAUAUUAGAUAUACAGAGGGGGAGAGAGAGAGAAAACGAUUACUUUGUAGCAAUCGUAAGUGUAUUUUGGUAUAACGCACUGUAUGCGUCUGUGUAUGCGUGUAAAUGUCACGAAUUUUAAUAAUCGUGGAAAACGAAUUUUAUAUUUCAAUAUCGUUGAGUUGUAUGUAUGUUUUAUUUCUCUCUGUGCUUACUUUCUUUAGCUAGAUAUCGUGCUAACUGUUACUUUUACACAGACUUGCGCUCGUGUCGCUGUUCGUGAAACUUUCAGGUUGCUAAUUAUUAGAUACAAAACCGUAGACACGCAAUGAUAUUAAUUAUCGACUGUAUCAAGUGUCAGAUCUUAGUUUACAUUCAUUUUUAAAGAAAUUUUCAACGAAUUCUUAAGGUAGAGAGUUUUAAACUUGUCAGGUGAGGGGCAGCUUGUUCGCUGGCGGCCAUCUUGUGUACCGGCGGCCAUCUUGUUCGCUGACGGCCAUCUUGUUCACUCAGAUCAGUCUGUCGAAACCUUGCACCUAUCAAAAUGUUCUUUUAAAACUUUGUUCUUGAAAGAAAUUAUCUUUGUAACUGAAAGAAAUUUGAUGAACAGUGACAAGAGCGUAGGUGGCGAACGUAAUUCCUCCUGGAAGAUGUAACAUACGAAAUCAAGACUGUAAAUAGGAAAUAGCAGGCGUUCGAUGGACCUCCACCUUAAGGUUCCCACCACUAUUCCCGACGUUUAAGUGCCUAUACAAAACCGGAAUCGCGUCUAUUCUCCUCCUUGAACCUUCGUUGUUCUAGUUUCUAGAAGUGGGUAAGAUACUAUUUUGACGGCAGACGCGAAAUAGAACGUUUCCAUGCUACUGCAAUACACACACACAUACACUCUUCGUUGUAGAACACCUUGAAAAACGAAUCGAAAAAACCUGGUGACGAACGAACAAAAAAAAAAAUGAGAAAAAUAAUAAAA